GUAGCGGCCACAAGGACUGUGACGAGAAUGGCACGUGGUUCACUCAUCCCGACACCAACAACUUCUGGUCCAACUACACAACCUGCAUUGACGUCUCCAACCUCGAGCUUCAUCAGGGAGUCAACACUAUCUACAUCGCCGGGUAUUCCAUGUCCCUCGUUGCUCUUUGUAUCUCCCUCUUCAUCUUCUUCUUCUUCAAAUCCCUGAAGUGCACUCGUGUGACCAUUCAUAAGAACCUGUUUGUAAGCUUCAUUAUCAACAACGCCAUGUGGUUAGUUUGGUUCGAGUGUGUGGUUGGGAGGGUUGACGUCGUCUUCAGCAACACGGUUGGGUGUCAGGUGCUGCACGUUUUCCUCCACUAUUUCCUAGUCUCCAACUAUUUCUGGAUGUUCUGCGAGGGCCUCUACCUGCACACCCUGCUCGUCGUUGCCUUCGUCGCCGAGGACAGGAUUAUGAAGUGGUUCUACAUGCUGGGCUGGGGUGCCCCGGCCGUCUUCACCAUUAUCUACGGAGCAUGUAGAGGCACCGACGAUGAACAGAGUGUUUACUGUUGGAUGGAAGACGGGAACUACAACUACAUCCUGAACGUACCUGUGGUGUUGUCUAUGCUCCUCAAUCUCUUCUUCCUCGUCAACAUCGUCAGGGUUCUCGUCACCAAACUGCGAGCCGUCAACACCGCCCCUGAUACGCACUCCACCCGCAAGGCGGUCCGCGCGACACUUAUCCUCAUUCCGCUGCUGGGCCUUCACUACAUCCUCAUCCCCUUCAGGCCCCCCAAGGGUUCACCAGCCGAGGGCUUCUACCUCGUCGUCUCCGCCAUCGCCGCCUCCCUCCAGGGUCUGGGUGUUUCGCUGCUCUUCUGCUUCUUCAAUGGAGAGGUUCUUGGUAUCUUCAAGAAAAAGUGGAGUCAGCACAAACUGAUGCGCGGAGGAUCUCACCCUUACGUUGGCACCACUUUCUCGAUGGACACGCUAAACGGACAACCUAGUAUAUGUCCAACUGCUUCACAUGAUUAAGUACAUGAAAUCGAGUAUGGCUGAUGGGAACACGACAGUCACCAACUACGGCACAACCAUUGAAGGGGACGACGUGUAGACGGGGACCUCAGGUAUACGUGGACCAGAUCACGACGAGUCAAGACAGUCAAGACACCAAACACGUGUUGCCAGAAGGGAUAUAUCGAUGAACAAAAAUUAGGAUUGAAAUAUCGUAAUGCGUAUUUUAAUCCAAAAGGGAUUUUCUCAAUGAAGUGAAAUCACCAAAAUCUUAAUUAUUAUUUUUCCCUUUAGCAUAAUUUCGCACAAAAAUGCCUCAAUGUUUAUCAGGCCAAAAUGGGAGUAUUUUCCUUAGAUAUAAAUCAGUGCAAAGACUUUUCAAAUUUCAUCGAACCAAAGGCUCUGCCAUUAACCUAAGUUGAGAUAUCUGAUUGUUUAUUAAUACAAAAAGAUUUUUCCCUCUGACAUACAGUAUAUACACCCUAACUAGUAUCACUGUUUAUUGAUUCAAAGGGAAUUUUAAUCUUUAAUAUCAACAAACUCCGAAAUAUUUCAACGUUUAUCAUUCUAAUUGGGAUUAUAUCCACGGGGGAAUGUUGACCACUCAAUGAUAUUUUCAAUCCCAAAGUCGGUAAACUUGCAUAAGAAACUGAAAAUUACUGAAAACUAGAAUACCGUUAAUGUAAUUACGUUAAAUUCCUGCAGUGUGUCGGGGAGGUCUCACUGUAAGCUUUUGUGUAUAAAACCACGUGUCCUCUCUACCAUUUCCGUGUUGUCUGUGGAAGUCAGGAUCCACCGAACUGCCAUCAUCCACACUUAUAGUGGGAAAUUAGUUUCACUUUGUAUAUAUAUUUCCUAUCCUGUCAUCAACACCUGCAAGUUUAUUUAAUUGUAUCUCUCCAUUUAUCUGUCUCUCUGUGUCUAUUUCUCUUUCUGUCGUUUCUCUGUUCAUCGUUAUAUGUCUUUACAUAUCUGCUGAUCUAGUAAUCUCUCUUCACCUGUUUAUACACCUGCAACUCUAGUUCUCUACCUAAUCAUCUCUCUAUUUACCCACUCUGUUAAUUACUUAUCUAUAUGCACAUAGAGAGAUAGAAACAUAAAUAGACAGAUCAUUUAGAGUAGAAAUGGAGAUACCAAUAACAGUAUACAUAUGCGUAAAACCUGCGCUACAGCAGCAGAUACGAGAGCCAACUAAUCACAAGGAGACGAGAUAGAGGGUGAUAGGGGACAAGAGCCUCGACACGCACACACAUUCCCAGCCUCGUUAUUUCCCGCGGGGCGAAUGUAACUCGUCUACAACAAUGUUCCGUAGAACGUGGAGAACAAAGCAAAAUUUUGAUGUUAAUGUUUUUUUUCAUCGAUAAAAUAAUAAGUAAUAAUAAGAAUGAAGGGGGAGAGAGACGAUUAUUCUUUGGCUGAGGAUGCGAUGGUAAAUUUUCAAAGUAAAUGAUAGAAAAAACAAAGAAUUCACCGAGGUGAUAUGGCAAGAUAGAGCUUUAAAAAUACAUGAAUGACACAAAAAUAGAUAUUAAUGAACGUACUUUAGGAUGGUACAUGUGGGUUAAUCUAACUACUGAAUUAAUUUUCAGUUCCUUACCGUUCACCAGAUACUAUAAUACACCACCUCGACGUUACCAUAGGUCUAUAAUACACCACCUCGACGUUACCAUAGGUCUAUAAUACACCACCUCGACGUUACCAUAGGUCUAUAAUACACCACCUCGACGUUACCAUAGGUCUAUAAUACACCACCUCGACGUUACCAUAGGUCUAUAAUACACCACCUCGACGUUACCAUAGGUCUAUGUAGACAUACCGUGUCUUAACAAAUUCUUCGUCACAAGGAUGGGGUUAUGUAUGCCUCGAUUACUUUCGAUGUUUAACGAGCGUAGGGAGGAUAUUUAGAUGAUGUUUAUUACUGGUGGAUGAACUAAUGACUUCAAAUGUCUGAAGAUAGCAGGAAUUUUGUCGAGUUUGUUAUCUCUGGCUAUCCUACGUGACCAAAGAUGAACCUUUCGUCUGGGUUUCCUCGGCUGGCCUCUGUUGUGUACUUACCAACCAUCAUCUGCGUCUAUCUGUUUGUAGUUUGUUAACUUUUUGGCACAGAUAUAUAUCCCAUCAUAUCAUAUCAUGACAUAAGAGAGGUACUUUUUGGUCUUCAUUUUAACUGGUAGGCGUAUUGUACAGUCGACCGAUGCCUCCGUUACUGUUUCUACUAUAACAAGUCGUUGGGAGACUCGGUCAAGACCAAACCUUUGGUAAGAACAGCUAGCUAGUGUGUUUAAGCCCAAGACAACAAAAAUAGCAUCGACGGUGUUGACUGAGUCUCCCUUACAACGACAGGUAUUGUUCUCACCGUCGGUAUAAUAAUGUUCUUACUCAUUAUGGUGACGCCACAUCACCUGGGAGGCUCUAGAGCUUUGUAGCGUGUAUCAUGCGUAUCUUAGAACUGCUUAUCAUUUAAACUUGAAUAUUGCAAUUAAAGUUUAUGAAUCAAUUCUUUUUCAUAAAUACGCCUCUACACUGCGAGCCCAGUGACGCCACUGAUGGAAGUUCAGCACACAGAACACAUGCAACUCACAGUCUCUGGAAAUAACUCUCUAAAUAUCAUUUGCUAAUGGAUUUAAGCCGUGAGUUAUUUAUUACCAACGCACAUUAAUAACUAAAUCAUAUAUUCCAGAUUUGUGGAGUGACUACAGGUCACUCAUAAUUGUAAGGCAGUGUUGGUAGAUAACUGGCGAAAGUUCGGCUGAUAUAACUUAGUUAAACGUGUCAUAACAGAGUGGAUAGGGACGCCUGGCGCUAGUUCUUAGGCGAUACGAUCCUUAGAGGCGCAAUUGGACUCCACAUACAGUAACAGACUCUCUCAGUCCUUGAAGAGGAGAUUUAAAUUAAAGCAUAGGGAUUUUUUUCUGGGACUCAGACUAACAAGACCAAUCCCCUCAUCCCACUGACUAUACACCUUGGAGACGAUGGACAGUGUGACAGGGGAUUACACUUGCGUGAGAAAAUAUUAUCGAGUUUGUUCAGUAAUGGCACUCUGACCCAUAACAUGGGUCCUACUUGGUGCCCGUAGACUAAGGUGUAGUAAGACUUGAUGUCACUAGCCAAUCCGUAAUAAAUUUUAUGUGAAUUUUAGGUGUACGGAUAAAUAGUAUUACUGUGAAUGAAAUAUAAAGCAUAUAUGAACGUCUUUUAGUAUAUUUGCCAAAACAAGUAUAUAACACGAUAUUUAACCGUAAUCCUCAUGACUACUUCUCCACAUCUACUACCACAAUAUUAUCAACAAAACAAAAGCAUUUAAUCUGCCAGAUACAUGAUAUUUUUGUACACUAAAUCUAUUCUUGACUUAGAUGUAGGAAAAAAAGUAGAGCUAAAUUCUUAAUAUACCUCGGGCAAUUGAUGUAGAGAAACCAAUAGUUGCUUUUAUAAACAUUAUUUUUCUAUGUGUAAAUACAAGUCAAAUGUAUAGACUGUAAACUCUGCCCUAAGAGACAGUUAUUUUUCUCUUUCCUGUUUCUUCCAGUAGCAUGUAUGUGCAUCCAUCGCCUUCACAACCAUUGUCAUUUCAAAAAAUUCAUCAAAGACAGUGCAAUAUGUACGAGUAACUCUCACUUUAGCUUCCUCUCGUAGGGGGUAAACCUGCAUUAUGUAGGCCAGUUGAUGAAGGAGGAUAACCUCUUCGUUACAGGAUAUUCUGUCGCUGUGGGGUAACUCAAGGGACCCCUUAGUGAGAGGAGGAAGACGCCCCCCUUCGUUGCAGGAUAUUCUAGGUUGCUAAAUCAUCAUUUUUCUCCUACUAUCCCUAUAUGACCUUGACAACUAGGUUCCCAAUAUCAUAUUCAUCUGUAAAAAAUAAACUGAAUUAUCAAAACAAAUAGUAUAAGGUUAAUUUUAGGGCCAUAGUCUAACGGUAUAUCAUUAUUAUGUUGUUGUAGAAUCGUGUCAUGUACCCGCACAUGUAUCUGAGUGUAUUCAUGCAAGACUUGUGAAAUUUGGAUGUGUGUGUUUACAUCUGUCUUGCUACGGUUCUUGCUAACAAAGGUAAAUCCCCUUAUUCAGUGAUGGAUGAAGUCGUUAAAGGGAUUCAUGUGUGUGUGUGGUUUAUAUCUUAUUUACGAUUCUUUUUUUUACUUCAUUUAGAAUAAAAUGAUGAAUUUAUGUUGAUGAAUCCCCAAGUUGUGUAAUUUGUGUGGCAAGUAUUGAUAAGUUAGGUUAUUACUAACAGAGGAAUUUACUAAGAAUGGGAAGAUGGUCGACGCCCAGUACAAAUAAUGGAAUACAUAUAGUAAACAAGAGGCGAUGAGAAAUUCCUUCCCUCUCGACUGUGUUCUUGUCUUAAAAUAUUUCAUUGCUUUCUUCAUAUACUCUAAUAGGAAUCUUAUCCUUCCUCUAUAAGAAAGAUGUUUAGAGUAGAUUCUCACCCGGUUAACUAUAUAGUGACGUUAGUGAAGAUGAUGCCACUAAUAUAGGCUAAGAUACAUACUAAACUGAGCAUGAAAUCAACAGGUUACAGAUCUGAUUAAUUCCGAGGAACAAGGUGCAAUGAAACCCAGAAGGGAAGACUUCAGAGUGACACUGAUGUAUCACUUUUUAUUACAGGUGAUAUUUACCUAGAACUAAUAUUAUUGACAGUUCAACCAAUGUAUGGUAGAAUGUUAGUCACUUAAAGGAAUUUUCAUAGGGCCCAGCGAUCAAUUUAUUAUUCCAAGAGAAGAAUCGCUCCUAAUAGGUAAAAUUAUUGGUUUUCAAGAAUCAGAAUUAAUCAUUGCUAUUUUUCCACUGUGUUCUUUCGUUGUUUGUUCACUUAUGAGUUCUCACAUCAGCAUCUGGUUCUUCCUUACCACGGAGCUUCGUAUGAUAAUCUCCCUGGUGCUUUCUUUUUUCCUCCUGUUCUACUUUGUGACAUUAAUGUGUUAUGGCAUUUAAUUGUAUGUGUUACAAAUAUGAAUGUAUGGUGGA
This is a messenger RNA of Homarus americanus (American lobster), 5957 nucleotides long. Its product is annotated as calcitonin gene-related peptide type 1 receptor-like. Gene Ontology annotation, cellular component: plasma membrane. NCBI's taxonomy places the organism in Eukaryota, Metazoa, Arthropoda, Malacostraca, Decapoda, Nephropidae. The record is from RefSeq and is a predicted model, not a curated record. Gene Ontology annotation, biological process: adenylate cyclase-modulating G protein-coupled receptor signaling pathway; cell surface receptor signaling pathway. Gene Ontology annotation, molecular function: calcitonin receptor activity.